AAAAAGUUCGUAUAAUUUUCUUAAAUUACAUUUAUAGUAAAAUGGAGCAAAUUAGAUGUACGAGUAAAAAAAAUUAUCACUAAAAAACUGCUUCAGUCAGGUUAGCCAAUUUCAAAAGUCACCAAAAUCACUGGCAUUUUUUUAUAAUCAUUUUUAUAACUAGUUUCUAGUUUCUCCGUUCCCUGAACUCGCCUAAGUCGACUCGACUUGUUCAUUUAUUAAAGUUCGUGUCUUAUUUUUAAUUAUAUUUGUGAUUUAGAUUUACAAAAUUUGUGUUUUCGUUUGAAUAGAUUAUAUUUAUUACUUUACCAGUCUUAGGAAAAAAAUGGAUUUAAAUCUACUAAUAUUUGCAGCAUUGUUUGUCAUUGCCUCUUUUUCCUUAUUCCUAAUUUACAAAUUCGGCAUUAAAGAAAAAAGUUACGAGGAAGCCUUAGCGGAACAACGCCUACAAACUAAUGCUUUAUUAGGUACUAAGUCUAAAACUAAAGACAAGAAGAGCAAGAAAGCUUCCAAGAAGAUCAAAGAGAAGGCAGAGAAAAUUGAAAAGGAUGAAGUUGAGAACAGUGAAAAUAAAGAAAGUGCUCAGCCCUCCAAGCCUCACGUUGAGUUUAAGGAAGAAACUGAAGAAGUUCCCAUCAAAGAAACUUUGGAUAUACCCCUUGCUAAAGAAGUAACUAAACCUAAAAAAAAUAAAAAAGUUCGUCCUAUAUUGGUGAAUAGAAGAGAGAAGUCUCCUGUAAGGCCUGAUUUAAAUACAUCGAUUGUUAAUCAUUUCGAGGAAAAUCCCCCGAAAGACGAUUUUGAGUUAUUAAAGACUAAUAAUAAAGAGGAAGUGGCAAAACCUAAACCAAUUAAAGAAAAAAAGCAAGUCCAAGAAGUUUCUCCCCCCAUCAGUGGCAAUAAAACUAAAAAGAACGCUAAACCAGUAUCGGCGGAUCCUCCCAAAUCUGAACCAGCUUCUGUUGCACCUCUUCCCGAAGGAAAGGUUGUAAUCGAGGUAACCCCAGCUUCGCCUCCUCUUAACGGGGUUGUUGCCGUUGGCAACGUCGGUAAAGAGAAGAAGAAAAAGAAAAGUGAAUUUAAUACCAAACAGCAGUUGUCUGCAGAAAGGGAUGAACUAAUAAAUUCGGUGCGUAAAGCUGAAUUGUCUAAGACUGAGAUUCAAUUGCUCAUUGAUCUAUUACUCAACAAGCAGCUCGAGGCGCCCGCUGUCAUCGAUGAAUGGAGUGAGGGCAAAUCUGAUCCCAUUCAGAAGCUGAAGAAGCAACUAUCAGAAAAAGAGAAGUUAUUGACCGAAGAACAAGAAGCGCUCGCAGGCGCCCAGCAGAAAUUGCGAGAGAUUCGAUCCGAACAACAAACAGAGAAGUUACAACUUCAACAAAAAAUUCGAAGCCUAGAGGAAAUUGUCCAAGCAAAGCAAAUCGAAAUUCAAGCUACCAAUAAUCGGUUCCAAGUCAACGCUCAAAAAAUCCAGCAAUUGCAAACCGAACUCAACACGGAGAUUAUGAAAGCUCGCAAACUUUUGGACGAUAAUAAUCAACUGCAAUUGCAACUGAAGCAAUAUGAAGUGAAUAAUAUGUCGCAAUUGCAAGAGGCUGACGGUCGUCUGAAUACUUUACGAAUGGAAUUCGAAGAAAUCACCAACCAAAAUCAGCAUUUGCAGCAAGUGAUUGCAGAGAAAGAUCAUCACUUUAUGAUCCAGAUGAACACCAUAGAAAAAGGCUACAAGGAUUCGCACCAAGAAACGGAAAGACGAAUUGAAAUGCUCUUGAGGCAGGAGGCCGAGUGGAAACGCGAAAUUGCCAAUCUCAAUUCGACCAAGCAAAAACAAUUCGAAGAACAACGCAAAUUAGAACACUCUCUGAACCAGUUGAACGAGCAAUUGCGUCUGAUUAACAACGAAAAAUCGCAGCUAAAAUCCGAAUUGCAACAAGCUAAGGAAGAGCUAUACCACUUGGGCCAUUUGUCGGAGGGAAAAAACAAUCAAGAAGUUGAAAUAUUGAAUUUGAGUAACGAAUUAUCGUCUACUAGAAACGAAUUGUCAUCUAGAAUAGAAGAGUUGCAACAGACCGAAAAGAAAUACAAAACGGAGUUGGAGUCGUCUAAUAAGAAAUAUUCGUUGGCGCAGAAGGAACUGGAGGAACAAAAAACUAAAAACGACGAAUUACGCAAAAAGAACUGGAAAGUGAUGGAGGCGUUAAAAGCCGCGGAAAACAGGGAUAAUAAAGCAUCUACUGCCAUCACUUCGGACUUAGAUAUUAAUAGACUAAAAGAAGAACUUCUUAGUAAGCAACAAGAAUCGCAGAAGCAAUUCCUACAAAGGCUCUUCCCCGAAAUCGAGGAGCUCAAAUCGGCAAAAGGAGCCGAUUGGCAGGAGAAAUACGCCGCACUAAUUAGUGACUUUAUCAAUAGUAUUAGGGAAGAGAACAAGCAAAUCUCCGUGACGCCCGUGUCGUCGCCGCCUUCGACGCCUCAAAAGAGUUCGGAAAUCGCCAAGUUGCAGUCGCAGCUGUUGCAUUACAAAAACAUUAUCGACGACACUGAAGGUAUGCUGAAUAAGCUACAAAAGCAUGUAGAACAAGAAGAAAUGACUUGGAGAAGUCAGUUAGCUGCGAAAGAAGCGGAAUUGGACAGUCUGAAAGAAAAUCGCAUAACGCAGAAUGCUGUAGACCCACCAGCGUUAGAUAUUCAAGGAGUUGCAUUUGCCUACAAUUGUAUUGAAAAAUCUCUACCGACGAUUAUUGACGAGUUACAGACGAAACUCGUUAACGUCGAGAACAGCCUUUCGAAAGAAAUCGAAGAAAAGCGGAAGUUGGUAGAAGAAUGCCAACUGUUGAAAUCACAAAGAGGUACGCAGAAUGGCGUAGACUCUACUAAUUCACUAGCAACUAUAGAGAAACUUUCGGAAGAAGUUAAUAGUUUAAGGGAACAACUUAGAGAGGAGCAGACUAAAAACGGCGACAUUAAUGGAUGCUUGAAAGCACAAAAUUGCAAUAACUCGACGAACGGGCCAGCUUUCAUUGAGGUGCGGAAUAUAAGAAACGCCAACAUUUGUUCAAAUAUGGGGUGUCAGUUUUUGUACUGUGAUGAUAAUAGCAGUUGCAACAAUAUUUAAACCAAAUGAAGUAUUAAUGCAAAAGGUAUUUAUUUGCCUUUGUUUCUAUUUCAUUAAAACCAUUUUUACUUUAAUAAGGCAAAACAACACAGAAUUUACCUUAUAAUUAUCACAUAAUUACUUGUCCUUUAUGUACUUUUUAACGCCACGAUAAUUAUGAUAAAAUAUUUUUUUAAAUGUAUAUGUAUGAUAAUUUUUUUUUAUUUUAG
Phyllotreta striolata is the source of this 3324-nucleotide messenger RNA. NCBI's taxonomy places the organism in Eukaryota, Metazoa, Arthropoda, Insecta, Coleoptera, Chrysomelidae. The record is from the annotation of a GenBank genome assembly.